UGUUCUCAAAAUAUAACCUUGGUAGCUCCAACAUUACCUGCACGAGGAAACUUUACUAUUUUAACAAAGAGGACUUGUGGAUGGUACAUCACAGCUCCUGAGAAUAACACUGUGUUUCUGGACCUUGUGUUGGCAAUCUCUUCACCACCCUCUUUAGGGGACAGUAUUGAGUUUUAUGAUGUCAAUGGUUCAAGUUUGACUCGUAUUCCAUUUCAUAUUCCCGAUCGUGGCCUUGAACGUUACCGGUAUGGGCUCCUCUAUUCUAAAUUUCAAUCUAUGUAUGUUGCGUUCAAGAGUGGUGGCAACACAGAUGAUGAGUUAUUUAUUGAGUACUCAUGUCUUCAGCCAGGUAAGAUUACUGGUUAUAAUAAUUAAUCAAAAAAUAUUAAUAUCAUUGUUAAAAUAAACAUAAUAAAUUUUUCGUUUCCACAUCAGAGAGAAAAUUCUGAGCUUUCAUUUCUGCAAGAGCCUUAGUGGAUUGAGUAGCUAGUGACCUAAUCACUUCUGAUCACUAGCUUUACAAGUGUUUCCGUUUGAGUUGUUGCAUGAAAACAUGGGGGUAGGGGGAGUGGAAGAGGAGUGGGAGAAGGUUAUUUUUUCUCUUUUGCUCUCGUUCCAGGUUAAGUGCAUUAACUCGAGCAGAAACACCUUCUACACUGCAGCGUGUAAAGAAAGUCGUGUCCAGUAGUCUGGGGCUAGUGGAUUUUGCAAUCAGGAUUGUGAUUUUUGUUCUUAACUUGCCCAAUGGGCAAGUGCUGUUUUUGGGGAAAAUUCAAAUUACAGAAGGAUUGUAAUAAUUCCUGCUAAUCAAAAAGGGUUUUGGGUCUAGUUGAAAUGACUUGUGGGCUAGCUAGUACAUGCUAGCUAGAGCUUUCCUGAAUGGCAGGCUAUAAAAUUGACUUUUUUGGCACCCUGCACAGGCUACCAGAUCACUAAAACGUUGAUGAGAUUAUAUUAGCCAUAAAAGUAAAGGAAAAUAGCAAGAAGAAGGGUGCUUACCAUUUACACAAACCAACCACAAUCGGCGACAAAAUGAGUUGAGACACUUCGCCCAAAACUGGGCUUUUUUACGUUUUAUUAACUUCAAAAGGAUGAAAUAUAGCUUUCCUCCCCCAUCCCCUCCGUGCAAUGUUGUGCCCUUGUUCUAGCUACCUAUAGAAAAUAACAAACACCCCAACUUUGAAUGGAGGGGACAGGGGAGGCGCGCGGAUUCUUUUGUUCUCCGAAGUUACCCUAGUUAAGUACAAUGUCUCAACAAUUUUGUCACUGAUUGUCUGAAUCUCAAAAGUGGCCGUACGUCCUUUAGAAAGUUAAUUGAAUUUAUUUCUUUAUGCUGUGAUGUAAGACCCCCGGUGGCUUUUUAUUUGUUGUGUUCGACUUCAUCAUACCUAUUUUAGAACAAUUAGAAUAACCGCUAAAGCAAUAAAAGUCACGCACUGUAAAGCACAGUGCGAAUUGGCACGGAACUGCAGCACGCUACACCGCGCAGCGCGUGCUAAAGAAUAAGAGAGGAAAUAGCUUCGCGUAGCUUUGUUUCUUUUUAGUGAAAAGAAUAGAAAACUUAAUAGAUUUCUAGGCAUUAAAGUAGUUAUAAUGGCUAAAAUUGCUCUUUAGGAGGAAUUUCCAUGAGUAACCACGAUGAGUAUAAAAGAAAAUUAAUCUGAUCAUCUUUUAAGAACAAAGUUGGUUACUCGUGGUUACUCGUGGCCAGUCUCCUCCUGACCUCAUAGUUUCUACUGUAAAGUACGUUCUUCAAAGAUCCUUAUGGGUAUAUGGGCAACGAAUCUGCUGCACAGAUUUAGCGAUGCUAUGCAGCUUUGCUGUGCGUUAGAAGUUGGAACAUUUUUCCUGAAAAUUCUCCUGCGCAUAGCAAUCGUGGCUAUUUUAUCGUCCAUCACACCCUUAUCAAAUAGCCAAACUUCGAAUAAACACUUUGAACUUACUAGGGAUAUAUUCCAAUACACUUAGUUACCAGAGGAAAAUCAACCAUUCGGUACGUGGGUAUGCUGCGUAAUUACUUGAAAACACUACCGAGUACAAAGAUUGUCAAAACUAAUUUUCCCUUGAAAAACACAAAAUGAGUUGAGACACUUCGCCCAAAACUGGGCUUUUUUACGUUUUAUUAACUUCAGAAGGAGGAAAUAUUGCUUUCGUCCCCCAUCCCCUCCGUGCAAUGUUGUGCCCUUGUUCUAGCUACCUAUAGAAAACAACAAACACCCCAACUUUGAGUGGAGGGGACAGGGGAGGGGCGCGGAUUCUUUUGUUCUCCGAAGUUACCCUAGUUAAGUACAAUGUCUCAACAAUUUUGUCGCCGAUUGCAGGUGGAGAUUCUGUGCAUUAUAAACAUAAAACUAUAGAAUUUGACUUGGUGGGAAGACGAACUGCUUCAAACUAUAUCCAAAUCAGUUGAGCAGACUACAAGGAGUAGAAAGUUACUUCAUCGCAAACCACAGCCCAUAUUUUCGGAAGCUUCCCAGGAACGGAAUGGCACAAACCAUUUGACUUUCCAACUGGAAUCUCCAGUUUUUCCAAGUAAAUUGUAAGCACCCUAGGACUCUUUUAUGUAGUAAGCAUUAUGACAAAGUGGUUCAAACACGACAUUGGGGUCUGGUUUCAAGCAUUGCCAUUGCCUUGCUCCCUUUAGGACAUGAAAAAAAGUCCUGGUCCCAGUUGUCUGAAGGCCGAUUAGCUCUAACCCAGGGUUGAAUUUUAAUCCGGGCUUCUUUUUCUUUUGUUUAAAAGCCUUUUUUCAGAUAAUUUUCCCUAUUCUUUUUAUAGCAUCCAAUCACCAAAUUGCAGACCGAAGGAAUUAAACUGAAUUUGCUUUUUAAGCUUUUAUAUCUGAAUUCAAAUUUCACACUAACCCUGGGUUAUCUUAACUCACUUUGAACAACUCAGUCCUGUCUGUUAGUCGGGCAGGACAAGUAGAUAUUCUUGUUGAGCAAGAGACGUUUAACCCUUUAAGCCCUAAGAGUGAUCAGCAUCAAAUUUCUCUUUGUAAUAUCACUGCUUUAUUAAACAGAGUGGUCAUGAGAAUUAAGGACAUGAUCACACAAGAUGAAUCUAAUAUUGAUGCCUCAACAAAUUCUCCCCACUACUUCUAUUGAAAACGUAUAAGGAUAACAAAGGAUAAUUUGAAUUUUGAUGUUAGGUUUUAAAGGGUUAAAGCUUUACAUGUACUUACCCAAUGGGCAAGGGUCCAGCAAGUCAUCCACUAACAAAUUCAUUUACCCUUCAAGCUCCAAUAUCCACAUAUAAUUUCUCCAUACUGAUCUUCAUACAUUUCUUUGAAGAAUUAGUUGAGAGACUUUGAUGACAGAUCAAAGCAUUUUCUCUAUAAUGAUCAUUUUAUUAACUCUCAUAACAAUUUCUCUUAAUGGCAACAUAUGGAUAUUGUUAGGAGAAAAUUCAUGUUGGUCACUAUUAGGGCUUAAAGGGUUAAUAUAACCAAGACGAGUAAGAAGUGGUGCCUGGCAGGCAAAAUGUGAGAGCCCCUUGCCCAAAGGACAUAUUCUCAAGUUUUUCCUAAAUCCUGCCCUUACUCUAUUGACCUUCUCUUUGGUCAGGUGUUACCAAUUUAUUGGUAACAAAUUGAAUAAAACACUGCUUUGCAGCGCGCCGUUAUACUCAGCUUAGUGGGCAAGAGAUCUGGGUUCGAUUACAUUCAGUGACAACACGGAAUAUGCAAUAAAUUGUCUGCCAAAAAGUAGAUGUGUCGGAACCUCUUCUCGUAAUCGACCACCUCGCCAGUCUCCUUUGCAGCCGUUUUUAGUGAACUUACGCAACAGGACAGGAGAGGAAAAAAGACGGCAAAUCUUGUGUGACAAGCGUGACAAUAAUUUUGUUUGAAACAACUUUUCGUCAAACUUCCCUUUCCUUUGCACAGAUUUUUUUGUUAAGGACCAGAAAACAUUGGUGUUAAGGUGGUAGUGAACGAUAACUCGCGUGACGCGCGUGUUUUGAAUUAGACAAACAAACAUGGUAGCGUAAAAAGCAAUGGAACACAGAAGACGAUUUCUCGAAAUCUACUCAUUAAGAUUUUGUGAUUUUUGGCAGAAUUUUUACUUUUAUCGUAUUUUAAGUAAUGAGAACUUUAGAAUGGAAGUUGAACAGACGAAUUUUGUGACAUAUUUAAUAAUUACAGUACAAUUAUAUUGAUUAUGUAAAAACACGUCAAAUAAGUUUCAAAUGGUAAUGAUUAAUUAUAGUAAGCUGGUGUGUGCAAGUUUAUAGGAAACUUUAAUGAGCGAAUUUUAUGUAAACUGAACAAAAGUGAAAUUUUUAGGUUGUAUUCAGUCGUUCAUGUUGCCAUGGAAACUACGAAAACGUCACAUAUUACCUGUCAAUGAAAAUCUUUCAUCAGUAUAUUUUUCACUUGCCAAGUUUCAGCUUGUCAGCUGCAACCUUUAUCUUGCCAUGAUUUGGCAAUUGACAUAAACUCACUAACCGCCAAAACUGUGUUCAGCCACCUUAAGUGAAGAUCACGACAAAACACGCAACAACCUCGUUCCCAGGUUCUCUCUCUUAUCUCUCGCUCCGUAGGGACGGGUAGGAGAGAACCCUGGGAACGAGGUUGAGCACGCAAGUAAUAGCCCUGUUACGCUUAUCACAAACAAGUGUUUUGCCCUCCUCUUCUUCCUGCCGUCCUGUGGCGUAAACUCACUCUUGUCUCGUCACCGCAAUUCUCCAAGAGCCCUAAAGCGAUCACUAAACUAUUUUGGGUGGUCGCUUACGGGAGAUUCUACUGUUUAUCUUUUCGCAGUUCGCUCUUGUUCCUUUGGAAACUCUUAUGAAGAAAACAUGGGUAUUUUACUCAAAGAUUCCUCUGGUACCAUCACUACGCCAGGAUUUCCACAGGGCUAUAACUAUAACCUGAUCGGUGAAUGUUCAUGGAAGAUUCUUGCACUUGCGGGAAAUGUGGUACGAGUUGAUUUUAUCUCCUUUAGCUUGGCCGACAGUGAUUAUGUUACAAUUGCGGAUGCUCUACCUGGGUGGAAUUUAGAUCAGUCGAUCAGACGUUCAGGUCAAAAAGCUUCGUUUACAGUUUUCUCCAUGGGUAACGAACUGAGCAUCAAUGUCUUUAGUCUUUAUGGUACAAGUGGCCCAGGAUUUGUUGCAAAUUUUAGAUCAGUUCCUACAGGUAAGAACCCUACUCAAUCAAAGGACCAUUGUCAAGGGUACAGUAUUAGUGAAACCUAUGUAGAAACUGACAUAUUUGCACGUUUGUCAGUGGAUAGCUACAUGUAUUAUCUGUAUGAUCAAACAAAUGGUUUCAGGUCGUUUCGCCCCAAGGUUAAUUCGCCCGAUAGCAGAUUGCCCAGAGAAAGUUGAUUCAUCCGAUGUGUAUUUGUGGUUCGUUGAGGCUGAAAAAAGGAAUAUGCGUGGAAAGACAGUGACUGCACAUGUGGCAUCCACGGUUAACUAAAAUAACAUAUCGGAGAACCAUCAUGUUGUAGAGUGUUGUAUGUCGUCGUGCGAAUCGACUUAAGUCCUGGCAAACGCCAUCGGGCAAAUCGACUUUCGGGCGCUUAAAGACCGCAAUUCAAGCAAAUAACGCAAAAAUUAUGUUCAUUAAAAAGUAAAGCAUGAGCUGAAGUGCCGUGAGUUUUCGGAAGAGCUGUUUAUAAUCGCGAAAGAGCUGUUUAUAAUCGCAUAUCUCAAUUCUUAGUCGAUAAUGACAUAUUAUUUAAACAUCAAUUCUGUUUUCGUCCUGGCUACUCUACUUCCCCCGCUUUGAUUAAUGCUGUGAACAAAGCUGCUAACGCCGUUGACUGCCAAAAAUAUUCAGCCGGAAUAUUUCUUGACUUAUCUAAAGCCUUUAAUACCCUGGAUCAUGAAAUACUACUAUCAAAAUUGGAAGCAUGUGGCAUCACUGGGACAGCCCAUCAAUGCCGGGAUAACUGACUAUUUUCGUAAGAGAAUGUAAUAUGUCUAAAUUGACGAUUCUAAAUCCGAUGCUUUAAGACAAAUUUGUGGCGUACCGCAAGGCUCUAUACUAGGGCCCCUCUAUUUAUUAUUUAUAUCAAUGUUCUCCCAGCCUGCUCUAGUUCUAAUGAACUCGAAUUUAUAUUAUUUGCUGAUGACACCAGUAUAUUUUUUGAAAAUAGUGACCUGGAUAUCCUCCCCUCCAUCUUAACGACCAACUCCACAAUGUUUCAACUUGGCUAAAAGCCAAUAAGUUAUCAAUCAAAGUUAAGAAAACAAAACUAAUGAUUUUCAGACCAAGGCAAAAAACGUUACCUAUCACAAGACAGGUGUUAAUUAUUAUAGAAAUAAUGUACUUGAACAAGUACAUAAUAUUAAGUUCCUCGGAGUUUAUAUUGAUCAGCACCUUACGCGGAAAACUCAUGUUAAUUUUAUUGCGGCUAAGAUUUCUAAAUCUGUCGGGUUACUUUAUAAAGCUAAAACUAUUUGCACUCAAAAUCUUUUCUUACACUAUACUGUGCGCUUAUUUAUCCAUAUCUUACCUACUGCAAUUUAAUUUGGGCCUCUUCUUAUGUCACCAACCUGCAACGAAUUUACCUACUCCAGAAAAGAGCAGUCCGGGCGAUCUCUAAGGCUGACUACAAGGCUUCAAGUAAACCUCGUUUUGCGAAUUUGAAAAUUCUUGAUGUUUUUAGUAUCUACUCGCUCCAAGUAAGUUCUUUCAUGUACCUAUAUCAUCAUGACGCUUUACCCAUUGCUUUUACCCAAAUCUUUCAAACUGGAAAUCAGAUUCAUCAAUAUUCAACAAGAUACUCUGAAUUUAACGACCCCACACCUGUAGAACAAAUAUUUAAAAAAAAUCCGAUCCUGUUUCAAGGUCCUAGAAUAUGGAAUUCAUUACCGAACAACAUCAAAAACGCCCCGACUUUUAAUAUAUUCAAGCGUGUGAUCAAACCAUUUUUAAGGGUCAGACAAGAUACGACCUAAAUAUCUUAACACCUUAUUUUUCUCUAAACACACUUAUAUACUUAAAAUACACGUCUUUUUUCUUUAUUUUUAAACUUGCGCCUAGCUGGGGGCAAAUCUCUAUUCCUCAUAAGCUCGGCUUCUCGGAGAUUUCCCCGCCACAGACACCCGUUCAAGUUGUAUGCUCAUUUUAAAUUUAAUAUUAAUUAACCUAUUUAUUACCGUUUUAUUCUACUUGUAAUUUAUUCUGUGUGGCAAAAUAGUAGAAUAAAAAUAAAUAAAGUGAUUAUAAGCAAUCUCUUUCCUAACGUUUCGAGCUUGGAAAUUCACCAGUGGAAUUACAAGUACAUUAGAACCGAGUUUGUAUAUGCUACAGGUAUUACAGGUAUUAUCUUCAAGGGUGUAAGCAUUGAUGAGCAGUUUGAUUACAUACCGUAUUUACUCGAAUAAUAGCCCUGGUGCUUAUUUAAAUUUUCUGCUAAAAGCGGGGGUGGGGGGGGAUGGGGGUGGGGAGGGAGGGACAGAGAGGACAAUGGAUACUCGUGAAUUAAUUUGUGUGUGUCUGGAGAGGGAUGCUCUCUUUAUGCAAGAGAUCGUGAAGCUUUACCCAUUCAGUAAUAGGGGGAGAAUGGCAUUGCUGGGAUCACUUUAAUGGUGAGCCGGGAUGCAAGGUUUUAUUGAAUUUUUCUCCAAACUAAGGGUGCGUUUCUUUGGGAGAUCUAUCUCAAAAUCCGGAUUCUUCAAUCCAGGAACGGAUUGCUUUUCUUUUCUAAAAUUAAGGUCUAAAGAAUCAGUGUUCCGAGCGGAUUCAAGUUUAAACCAGAUUUUUGCGAUUCGUGAUCUGUGCGUGAUAUUCGGCGCGGAUCCCAAAGAUGAACACCUAGUAAACUUUUGCAAUGCAAAAAUUGAUGCUGGACUUCAGGGUUCUCAUUAAGUGCUUGCAGCCGGUUAAAAAACCGGCUACUGGGAGGUUUGAGCCGUCUACUUUUUGGGAAAAAAAAAAGGGUUAAGUGAGAGUGAAAGCCUGAAAUUGCCACUGAUGUCCAGAAAUGCACGCAAUGGCAAAACUGAUGGCAAAAGAUGACCAGAGGGCUGGCGAUUCAAGUUACCAAGCCACCUGCUUUUACAUCAUAGCUGUCUACUUUAACACUUAAUGAGAACCCUGGGACUUUUGAUUUCUUUCGAAUGCGAAAAACAGAUCCGAGGAAAAUUUGAUGAAAAUUUUAAUCCUGUAUUGGAUUCUUGAAAUAUGUACUCAAUGAACAUCAUUGUGAGAAUCACUGCUACAUUGUGGGGCAGGUGUAGACAAUAAUUGUUUCUGAUACAUCUAGCUCCCGCUUGGCAUGGCGGCAUUUUACCGGCUUUCUGAGCUAACUAGGCGAAAGUCUAGUUCUUCUUUCUGUUUCUCUUUGUCAGACAAUGCUACACUCUCUCAAAAGCUUAGAGUUGCUUGACACAGAGUGGGCAUGAGCUGGAACAACCAGAAAUUGCUAACUAAAGUUAAUGAAACUUGCUUUAUAAAUUGCAAAAACAUGUUUGGAUUUUUUAUGUACAGUUAUAUCAGGAACUUGCGACCCAAAACAAGACAGCAUUGUUCAAGUGGAUGGUGACGGACUGACUUUCUCCACCCCUGGCUUCCCCUCAUUUCCAGGAAAGGGUACCUGCACUUGGAAUAUCACAGUACCAAUCGGGCAGUUUAUCAAGUUAACAUUUUGGAAAAAUUCUGGAGAAUGUAAAGAGAAUUAUGUAAACGUUUUCGAUGCGACAAAUUCUACUCGCAUAUCACUUGGAAAAUUCUGCAACAAAUACUUCGAGGAAGUUGUUUUCUCCAAGGGGGACAGUUUGCUUGUUGAGUAUAAUUCUCGGCGCAAGGCCUAUUACAAUGGAUUCUUAGCUACGUAUGAAACUAUCAAGGAGCGACCUGCAGACUAUUCUUGUUUAGGAGAAAAACGUUUUCUGGAAGACGAUCAGGGAGAAUUUGCCAGCUUUUCAUAUCCUCUCCAUUACCCUAAUAACGCCAAGUGUUCCUGGUAUAUUAAUCGCCCGGUUGGAUUUAUCAUUCAGUUAACAUUUUAUUCAUUUAAUCUACAACAAUCCAAAAACUGUGAAGGCGACUAUGUAGAAAUUAGGCAGAGCAAAGACAAUUAUGAAUGGCGUUCGGAGUUAAUUGGCAGAUUCUGUGGUUCUUCCCUUCCUCCAGUUAUUGUGUCCAAUCAAUCAAAUGUGUUCGUAAAAUUUGUUGCUGACAUGUCUAAAAUGUAUCCAGGAUUCCAUGCAAGCUACAAGGUCCUCGCUAACCGUAAGUAUUACUCACAUCUAUCCUCUCAUUGGUUAAGAGCCUACAGUAAAUUUUGGAAAUAUGCACAACCUACUGAUUAGUUGAUUAUCUGCUAGAAGAUAACUGACUAAUCUGUAGGUUGCACUCGCAGUGCAUAAUUUCCAAGUGCAAUGUCAAAUCGGUCCCGUGCGACGGUGUAUUUGUCGUUAUUUAUUUCCAAACAAUGUAUAAUAAAACAAUUAUUGGAUUCAGUUUUUGUAAUAUCCGGAAUAAUCAAGGUCUCGGUAAUGUUAUCAGCCUGGCCUUCGGCUCGGCUGAUAAAACCUAUGUUGACCUUGAUUAUUCCGGAUAUCACAAAAACCUCAUCCAAUAAUUGUUUAGUAUUACGCUGUAGAAAGAACUAAAUAAGAUAGAAUAAAAUAUACGACUAAAAGUAAUAACCUCUAACACAUCAUGCUUUAAGACUACAGUAUUGUCUAAAGGAGUAUUGGUCGACGGGAUCUAAUGCUUACUGCUAAGAGUUUACAGCUGACCGUAAGUAGAUGGAUACCGUGAGAGACCACAAAAAAUAAUAUCAACACUGCCGGAUAAUGUUACAUUAUUCGUACGACAAGUCGUGAACACAAACAACGUUUCGCGUGCUUUGUUAGCCAGUUUUGCCGCGAACGAAAUUUGUCAUUGAAAAAUUGCGCAAAUUUGCGUCUGUACACGAAAAAACGAUCAACUGAAAAUUGUCGCGUUAAACCGCUUAUAUGUGUAGACGCAGCAUGUGUACAAUCGCCCCAACCCCUCAGAAAAAUCGGAGUAUGAAUGUAUAAGAGCUAGUGUGAACAGAGCCUAAUGAAUUCUACUGUCAUUCAAUUUUCAGCGGCCAUGGGAGCGUGCAAAAAUCCAGGUCAAAACAACAUCAUACCCCUGACGAGUUCAUCAGGAAGCCUCUUCUCGCCGCUCUACCCGGAGGACUACCCGACUAAGAUCAUGUGUACUUGGGUGAUAACAGUACCCGAGGGAUACCUUGUGAGAUUGAGAAUCAAGGCAUUUCGCCUGGGUUACAGUUGUGGCAGUUCUUCUCUUAAGAUCUUUGAUGGUAAAAGUUCAUCAAGCAACUUAUUGAAGAAGUUUUGUGGGAAAGACUACAACUUAAAUGUUUUCUCCAGUGGCCGUCACCUUUUGGUUCAAUAUGAUUCACGCCAGGAGUAUUUGGUUGGCGACGUUUUUUUCGAUGCUGUGUUUGAGGCUGUUGAUCGUGGUAAGGUUUCAAGAGUGUUAUAGAAUGCUAGCGGUUACUCAGGUUUGUUGCGCGGGCAAGUGAAUCAAGCGAGCAAACGUCGUAAAAAAAGGGGGGAAAAAGAAAAGAAAAGAAAAGAAUUCCAACCAACCUUUCCCCUACUCAGCUUUCCUUUCGGUUCGUUCAGUUUCUCUCGCCAUUCAUUUGGCAUUCUCAAACUCAUUAAAUAUUCAUGAAGUCAAAAGCCAAUAAAUGACGACCAUUUGGGUUAGGUGAAUGAAUCUUGAUACCUAAUGAAACACCAGAUAAAACACCACCAGCUUUCCAUCCGAAAAUUUUUUUAAUCUGAGGUCAAACAUCUGCAUUUGCAUUUGCAUGUCAAAAACUCGGGCGUCGUGCUUCAUCACCGGUGAUGAAGCACUUGUCCUAGUUUUAAUACAUAUUACUUCACGACUGCCUGAAAAGGGACUGCUAGCAGUCUAAGGCUGGCUGUAAGCUUCUGUUAUGUAGAUACGUCUUGGUCCCUAUAAUUAACUUAAAACUUGGAAAAGAACGUAACUGAGCAAACAGGAUUAUUUCCCUAAAGCCAUGAGCUCGGCAAAAUCUGAUCUCCUCUUAGUUUGACCCUAGGUGGAUAAAAGCGGUCACUGAUUCGAAGACCGUUUUUGGCCAAAACGGUCAUAGGUUUGACCCACAUUUGUUUCGAACGAUUAAAGUUGUGGCUUGGCACCUGUUGGGCCCAAAACACUCACGGUUUUCGCUCGUUCCAUUUUGAUGCGCCAAGCCUACUUCCCUGCAUGAUAUUGAGAAACUUAAAGCAACGAUGACCGCGACGGCAACGAGAACGGCAAAAAUGUAAUAGGUUAUAUUUGCAAAACAACAACACUAUGCAUGUGCUUUACACUUUUUUUGUACAUUUCUUAGCCUAAUUUCACGUUUUGUCGAGGACGGGAACACAAGACAACAACUUUCUUUUUCUUUUCUUGAACUUUGAAACAGUCCUCUAGAAUCAACUCCAAAACACUUGGCCAACAUUUGAAGAAUCAAACGAGAUGCUUGGAAUAAGCGCGAUAAAGUUUGAGGCAGCGCGAAUUCACUUUUUAAGUGACGUUUUCGUAGUCGUCGCCGUCGUUGUUGUUUAAGCUUCCUCUUCUUGACUUGAACACAUAGCUUCUUAUAUUGUACAUCUGAAUCCACGAGUGGGAAAGAUGAAGUAAAUCUUUCGGCCGGCUCAUCCUGCCCGCUUGGGAUUUCCCAAGUUGGUUCCUCAAUUAAAAAAUUCUUUAUUUACCAGGCAUGUUCUACCCUGGGUACCAGAGGUUUCCUGCUUGUGUGAGGGGAAAUGCUUUGGUGUCUGCGCGAGCGGAACCCAUGAGCGGCGAAGCCUGGGUCAUUCUUAAGACUUGACCAAACCCCUAAAAUCGUGCAGAAAAAGUCUCUGAAACCCAAGGUUAGCUAGUUCGUUCAAGGUUGCUGGUUAUUGGCCUCGUUCUUCUUCGUUGCCUUUUAUUUAGCUCCACUUCUCGGUGCGUAAAAAUGCAAAAACGAACUUGGCCAAUAUCCAGUCAUCUUGGUCAAUAACGAAUGUUCGUUGGGAAGGAACGCGACAGGAAGCCCUAGGAACGUCUGUGUGGGAGCUUACAAAGUAACUGAUCAUUUGAUACCAUUUUAUUUUUUAAUUUUUAGUACCAGCUUCGAUUUCCUGUACUGAACGCUUCGACAUUACCAGGUUAGAGACGAAAACUGGGGAACUUGCAAGCUACAACUAUCCUCUACCUUACGAUGACGAUGUCAAGUGCAUCUGGCUCAUCAUUGUGGAUUCUAAUUACGAAAUAACACUAUCCUUUGAUUACUUCAAUCUGUCUCGAUCCAGUGACUGUUCUGAUGAUUAUGUAGAAGUCCGUGAUGGCCAGUUUGAUUCGAGUGAACUAGUUGGAAAGUUUUGUGGAGCAUAUAUACCUGAAUCGAUAACAUCAGAUUCCUGGGAUAUGCGUUUGACAUUCAAAUCCAGUGGAAAGACAAAGUAUCCUGGAUUUAAAGCCAGCUACAAGACGAAAAGUAAGUUUGUAAUGGUACUUUUCUAUUGAACAGCAACCUACCCGACGGGUGUGUACACGAAUGGGACAAAAUUCUAAAUUGUAAUUUGUUUACCCACGGCGCACUUAGGAGUUCAUGAGAACUCGUUGAAACGUGUCCGCGAGUUCUAGAUCGAAUUGGAAUUGGAAUUUGUAAGUGUUGGUUUUUAAGGAGAGGGGAAAACCGGAGUACCAGGAGAAAAACCUCUCGGCGCAAGGGAGAGAACCAACAACAAACUCAACCCACAUAUGGCGUCGACGCCGGGAUUUGAACCCGGGCCACAUUGGUGGGAGGCGAGUGCUCUCACCACUACGCCACCUUUGCUCCCUUACAUAGUAUACAGGGAACACCCUCGGGACUGGGGCAAGUGUCCCCUCAUUUGAGGUGUCCCCCUGAGUAGAGGUUGGUUUGUGUUUGUUAAUAAUUAAUCAGACAAAGAAAAUAUGCUGCAUUCAUUAUUUAAAGCAGCAAGAUAAUAAGUGAAAAUCACGAUUAACCGCUCCAUGCAAUAUGGUGUGUUGAGUUCCCACAAGUGCACUACACAAAUUUGAGUGUGAUAGCUCAUGCUGUGAAAGCUGUCAUCAUAAUUGUGAUAAGUGUGCAAGUAAACUUAUCUACCCACUUUGUGUUCAGUUACGUUUGGAGAGCAAAAGUGUCCCCUGAAUGGUAGAGUUCCCACUCGUGUAAAAAGUUAGAGGUCCCAGGAAAUUGAAGGUCCUUUUUGCUUUAAAGGGUCCCAAGACCUACGUUGUGUGUAUGUGAUUACAAGAGUUGGAGGGCCUAAUUCGCGGUCUACAAUUUCUUCCUUUGCCACAAACAGAGCCGUUCUUACUAAAGGCGUUAAAAGCCUUACCUGAUUUUUCUUCCACAUGAACUUUUCGUCAGAUCUUCUUUGUUGAUUUGCACAGUUGUGGUAUGUUCAUUUCCCAAUUGAUGGCGAUCUAAGACUGAUCGCUGAAAAUUAGUUGCACCAUGUGCAAAGGAUUGAGAUGGUUUUCCCAAACAUCCGUUUGCAUCUACACAUGUCUUGCAUUUCAUGUGGUCAUCGGUGGAAAUAUGCAUUAACCAUGAAAAUUCUUCAAGCCAUUUGGACUUAAAGACACCCUUUUAGGGUCAGGAAAACUGCUGAGGAUCUACGUCGGUUUCUUUUUCUCUGCGCGAUAGAGGACGUUUGUGUUGGUUCCUCCUCGCGAGCUGAAAAACGUUAAAUAGUGUUCGGGGGACAUAUUCCCCAAUUAGACAAAAUGGCGAGUUCAUGAAACACGUGGGGAUUUCCAAGAUUGUUGCAAAGAUGUCCUUGUGUGUCUCUGAAACAGCACCCUGUUAUGUCACAGAAUAAUCUUAGCAGCACCUCAACAAAAUUUGCUAAAAUUGUGUUUUUGGCGUAAGAUAAGAGCUGGUAACAGAUAAUGUAAACUGUUGUGAUAGCAUCGCUCAAUAUAGCUUGAUCUAACACCCGCUGAAAUAGUGUGCACUUCAGAUAGCGUAACGUGGCGUUGUUUAUUUUCAUCCGGCACUUUUUACUGAGGUACAGUUUUCUGUAUUUCUGUUUAGUGUCCACAGGAGCCAUUUUGAAAAUUGUCGGAUAUUGUGUUGGUGGACUUGCUUUAACAAUUGCUUUGAUUGGAGGCUGUUUCAAGUGUUACCUUAUGCAUAAAGCAAGUAAAGCUGUUUUGGAAGAACUGCGAGACGACGGAGAUGAGGAUUUCCCCCUACAAGAGCAAGCUACUAAACUCUAG
Molecule: messenger RNA, 14212 nt
Organism: Porites evermanni
Lineage: Eukaryota; Metazoa; Cnidaria; Anthozoa; Scleractinia; Poritidae
Source: the annotation of a GenBank genome assembly